Pipistrellus kuhlii (Kuhl's pipistrelle) is the source of this 1263-nucleotide messenger RNA. It is a transcript of the gene DEPDC4, whose product is annotated as DEP domain containing 4. The record is from RefSeq and is a predicted model, not a curated record. NCBI's taxonomy places the organism in Eukaryota, Metazoa, Chordata, Mammalia, Chiroptera, Vespertilionidae. Gene Ontology annotation, biological process: intracellular signal transduction.
CGGCGCGAGAGCGAAUGGCGGGUCUUUUGACUCCGCGCUGGUGUCAUAUCGGCCUCCCUCUGCAGCCAGAAGCGAGCUCUCAGGCCCAGGGCGGAGCGGGUCCGAGUUUCGUAAGCCGUGGAAGUGGCUUCUGCCGGAAAAGGACAGGAUGUUCUGGUCCUUUUCAACCUACUCAGCUAUAGGAUGGUAUUAUUCAUUCCCAUGAGACUCAAGUGGAAAUAAAAAGGAGGCGGCAUCAUCUACGAACACACAAAGACUGUUUUACUGGUUCUGAUACUGUUGGUGUAGUAUUAAGUCAUCUUAUGCAAAAUAUGUGCCUAAGUAGUUAUGAUCUCUCUUGUCUUAAAGGAGUUCAUCUUUGCCAAGUUCUAAUGAACCAUAAAGUAUUUCAACUAGUAGGAGUGAGGCUUGUUAAAAAAAAUGAGAAGGAGUUGAAAUUUGAAGAUUCAAACAAUAGACUACAUAGGUUUCUCGGCAACAAAUCGUCUUUUUUUUGUGAAAGAAAAAAGGAUGCUGAGAAUGGAUUUAACAGAUAAAAUAAAUGCAAAAAAAUCUUCAAGGUUAUUUCAAAUCCUCUAGCAGAAAUUGGUGAGAAAAGAAUUAAGGAACUUAUUCAUGCAAAGAGAGGGAAUCUGGCUUUACCUCCAAAUAUCACAGUUGACAAACCUGUUCUCCUGCUUUCAAAAGAAGGUAAUUUAGAAGAAUUAGGACGGCUACUUACUCUUAUGGCUAUUGCAUCAGAGCCAACUUGUAAUGCCUACAAGUUACAAAAACAGUAUAAUGAAACAGUUGUCCUGAAAACUGCCAAAGCAGUUUUUCAUACCAAAUCAUUAUCAAAAGUAUGGGCAGAACAACUCAUCUGGUUUCUACUGGAAUAUCACUCUGAGCUCUUCAAGGUAUCUCUGGCAUUUUGCCUGGGCACAUUGAGUACCAACCAAGCUAUUUCUGUUAAGCAAAAAAGGCAAGUAAUUCACUUAAUAAAUAAUCUAUUAAGUGCCUGGAAUGUGCAAAGUUUGAAGGAAUGCUCUCUUCCCCUACCCACUAAAAAGAAGGAAGCUGACUUAAUGUCAAUAUUUGAAAAUAUAUUAAUUUCUUCAACCUAUUUCUGGUGCAUUACUAUGUGCCAGGCACUGUUUUAUUUAGGUGCUUAGAAUAUAAUACAUUAGCAAACAAAACACGAAGAUGAGGAUCCUUGAAGAGCUUAUAUCCAGAUGAUCAUGACAGACAAUAAAAAUAUACACACAGUCCUCACCGGUUUGGCUC